CGUCCAGGUCGCUCCAGGAACAGGAAAACCUGAUAAAAUCCUUGUUGAUCCCUCGUCAUUUUUCUCGUGUUAAAAGUCCGGUCUCUGGCCGUUUGGAUGUCGUUUGCAAGGUUGAUGAUUUCGUUUCGCUGCGUUUUGACUCAACCGACGCGACGAGACUCAGAGCUUCGCAAAACUUGAUCGUCAGAUAGGCGAUUCAACACCCAACGACAGUCUGAGUAACGCUUACAGCUUCUAACUACCCGUUGGCUGUCCUGACACAUUCGGGCACCAUGGGUUCUCGUCAGGUUUAUCUGCUCCCAUUGAAGGACAAUGGCUCUCCAGAUGUGCCUGGAGGAUAUGUCUAUCUUCCCCCGCCAACUGAUCCUGUGUAUGUCCUUCGCUUCAUCAUUGAGGGAAGUAGCUCUAUCUGCAGAGGGGGGAGCCUAUGGGUGAAUAUUCCUGAAGAUGGCAUGCCUUUCAAUCGCGCCGUGUUUCGAAGCUUUGGGCUACAACCAGACUUCAAUAAGAACAUUCAGAUUGAUAUACCAAUUAACUCCCCCGGAUCAUUUGCAUUCUAUACCACGUUUUCUCCGCUCCCCGAUUUUGCCGUCUCCCCUGUUUCCUCGCCUGAACCAACUCAGACACCGACUCACUACAUUGAUGUUGCACCCAGGUUGACUCUUCAGGGAAAGGAUCUGCCAAUAAAUGCUCUUUCUAUAUUCUCCAUGCUCUCCAAAUUCAUGGGUAGUUACCCAAACGACUGGAACAAGCAUCUUAAUGGUAUCAGCCAACGCAAUUACAACAUGGUUCACUUCACACCCCUCAUGAAGCGCGGUUCUUCAAACUCCCCCUAUAGCAUUUUCGACCAGCUGAGCUUUGAUCCUGAUUCAUUCCCACGCGGAGAGGCAGACGUUGCUGAAAUGGUUUCGAAAAUGGAAAAGGAAUACGAACUUCUUUCUCUGACCGACGUCGUUUGGAACCACACUGCUAAUAACAGCAAAUGGCUAGAAGAGCACCCGGAAUCUGGUUAUAGUGUUGAGACUGCACCUUGGCUUGAAGCCGCGUUAGAGCUCGACACUGCUUUACUGAAAUUUGGACAAGACCUCCACAGUCUCGGGCUACCAACGGAAUUCAAAUCAGCCGACGAUUUACUUACUGUCACCAAUGAAAUUCAAACACGGGUGAUGGACGGUCUCAAACUUUGGGAAUUCUACGCUAUUGAUGUCAAGGGAGAUAUUACGCAGAUCAUCAAUCAGUGGAAAGCAAGUGGAACUAUUGAUCUCAACAGUGAACCCUGGUCUCAAUUUUACCUCGAGAGCUAUGACAGCUGGACUCCAGAAGAACAAGCAAUUUUUAUCCAUGAGAAGGCAGUUCCAACCAAGCAGGUCUUAGGGAGAUUCGACCGCGCGGUAGAUCCCUCAAUAGGCGCGGCAAUUUUGACUGCUCUAUUUGGCCCUUAUGAGGAUUCCAAUGUGGCCUCAGCCGAGAAAACCUUAUCAAAGAUAUUUGACGAUGUGAACGUGACAUUUUACCAGGAAUACGAUGCAGAUGUUUCUGUCAUCAUGGACCAGCUUUUCAACCGUAUCAAAUACCUCCGACUUGAUGGCCAUGGCCCGAAGCUCGGUCCCGUCACGGACGAGAAUCCUCUGAUUGAGUCCUACUUCACGAGACUUCCUCUUAACGACAUUACCAAAAAGCAUAAUCCAAAAGCGCUGGCUCUUGCAAACAAUGGCUGGAUAUGGAACGCUGAUGCAAUGCGGGACAACGCGGGGCCUGAUUCCAAGGCUUAUUUGCGUCGAGAGGUCAUUGUCUGGGGUGAUUGUGUUAAGCUCAGAUACGGUUCCGGUCUCGAGGACAGCCCUUUCCUCUGGAAUUUCAUGACGAAAUACACCCGCCUCAUGGCAAAGUACUUUUCCGGAUUUCGAAUUGACAACUGCCACUCCACGCCACUUCCGGUUGCAGAAUACCUGCUAGACGAAGCACGAAAAGUUCGUCCAAAUCUCACCAUCUUCGCGGAGCUUUUUACAGGUUCUGAGGAAGCAGACUAUGUAUUUGUCAAACGCCUUGGUAUCAAUGCACUGAUUCGUGAGGCUAUGCAAGCAUGGAGCACUGGAGAGCUAAGUCGGCUAGUCCAUCGCCAUGGAGGACGGCCUAUCGGCAGCUUCGAUAUGGACUUGCCAUCGGCUGGUAGUAGUCAUGCUAUUGCCUCCGCAAAUGCUGGGGAAGGAAAGCAAAUCAUUUCCCACAUCCGCCCAACCCCAGUACAAGCACUUUUCAUGGACUGUACCCAUGAUAAUGAAAUGCCAGCACAAAAGCGAGAUGCUAAGGACACUUUACCAAAUGCUGCUCUUGUCUCUAUGUGUGCUUCAGCGAUUGGGAGUGUAAUGGGUUACGAUGAGAUAUAUCCAAAAAUCGUAGAUCUCGUCCAUGAGACGAGGCCCUACCUUUCGAAGUUUUCCGAAACCGAGGAUCUACAAGUGGGACCUGGUGAAGGUGGUAUCGGCAGCAUCAAAAAGCUUUUGAACGAGCUUCACACCAUGAUGGGAGUUGAUGGGUACGAUGAGACCCAUGUUCAUCAUGACGGUGAGUUCAUCACUGUGCAUAGAGUGCACCCCAAAACAAGAAAGGGGAUCUUCUUGAUAGCGCAUACAGCAUACCCAGGCUGUCAAGACAGCAAUGCUUCUUUGCCACCCACACACAUCACUGGUACUCGUGCCAAGCAGAUUGGAACAUGGGUUUUAUCUGUUGAUGCCGACGAUGACACUAGAGCCGAAACUUUGGCAGACAAGCAGUACCUCAAGGGACUCCCCAGCCGUGUCAGUGAACUUGAAGGUAUUACAGUCGAGGAACAUGGCAACAACACGAUAAUCUCCGUGUUGGAUACGUUUGUUCCAGGGGCCAUUGCACUUUUAGAGACGUGGAUCCCGGGGGCUGAACGUUCAGAAGGGCUUGACAACUAUAUCAAACAGGGUGCAGAUGAAGCUUUUUCUGGUCUCAGUUUGAUAGACUUGAACUUCGCUCUAUACCGCUGUGACGCAGAAGAAAAGGACUCGAGCGAUGGACAGGAUGGAGUAUACAAUAUUCCCAACUAUGGCCCCUUGGUCUACGCUGGUCUGCAAGGAUGGUGGAGCGUUCUCGAAAACGUCAUCAGGUAUAACAAGUUAGGGCAUCCACUCUGUGACCAUCUUCGGCAAGGUCAGUGGGCCUUGGAUUACAUCAUAGGGCGCAUGGAGAAGGUGGCGCAAAAGGAAGGUUAUGUUGCUCUUAACAAACCUGCUAUGUGGCUCCAGGAAAAGUUUCAGGCAGUUCGAGACCUACCCAGCUUUCUUCUACCCAGGUACUUUGCUACCAUUGUUCAGGUUGCUUACAAUGCCGCUUGGAAACGCAGCAUUCAUUUGCUUGGAAGCAAUAUACAACAUGGCCAAGAAUUCAUCCAUCAGUUGGCUAUGGUCAGUGUGCAGCAAACUGGAUAUGUGAACUCUGCAUCUCUAUGGCCGACUAAGAAAGUUCCGAGUCUUGCGGCCGGUCUGCCUCACUUUGCAACGGAUUGGGCAAGAUGUUGGGGCCGUGAUGUCUUUAUCUCCCUCCGUGGAUUGUUCUUAUGUACCGGUCGUUUCGAUGAUGCGAAGGAGCAUAUCCUUGCAUUUGCGAGCGUACUCAAACAUGGUAUGAUUCCUAAUCUAUUGAGCAGUGGAAAACUACCCCGUUACAACUCUCGGGACUCUGUUUGGUUCCUCCUCCAAGCCAUUCAAGACUACACGGAGAUGGUUCCCAACGGAAUCCAGCUUUUGAACGAGAAAGUUCCGAGAAGAUUUUUGCCUUAUGAUGAUACUUGGUUUCCAUUUGAUGACCCCCGAGCAUACUCGAAAUCUUCGACCAUUGCGGAAAUAAUCCAGGAGGUCGUUCAACGACAUGCCAAUGGGUUGUCAUUCCAAGAGUACAACGCGGGAUCUGACCUUGACGUGCAAAUGAGGCCGGAAGGCUUUCAAAUAGAUGUCAAGGUUGACUGGGAGACUGGACUCAUAUUCGGCGGCAGCCAAUCCAAUUGUGGAACCUGGCAGGAUAAGAUGGGGGAAAGUGAGAAAGCCGGAAACAAAGGCGUUCCUGGAACACCACGAGAUGGCGCGGCUAUUGAAAUCACAGGUCUUGUAUACAGUACGCUGACAUGGGUUGCCCGACUACACGAAGCCGGGGUUUAUCAAAACCAGGGCGUUGACAUUGAAGGCGGGAAAUCUGUCACAUUCAAAGACUGGGCUACUAAGAUCAAAGACAACUUCGAACGCUGCUACUUUGUGCCUCUGAACCCUAGUGAUGACGCUCAGUACGAGGUUGACGCCAAAAUUGUCAACCGUCGAGGCAUCUAUAAGGACUUGUACAAGUCUGGGAAGCCAUACGAAGAUUAUCAACUCCGGGCCAAUUUCCCGAUCGCUAUGGCAGUCUCACCAGAUCUAUUUACCCCCUCCAAUGCGCUGGCCGCUCUCGCUACUGCGGAUACCGCUCUUCUCGGCCCUGUUGGCAUCGCUACUCUUGACCCGUCGGAUUUAAAUUACCGGCCUUAUUACAAUAACUCGGAAGAUUCAACUGACUUUUCUACCUCCAAGGGUAGAAACUACCACCAGGGUCCUGAAUGGGUGUGGCAACGAGGGUACUUCCUACGCGCAUUCCUACACUUUGAUCUUUUCCGCCGGAAAACUGCAGAGGAACGAACGGAGGCUUUCCAGCAAGUUACGCGACGACUGGAGGGAUGUAAGAAGGCUCUGAGGGAGAGUCCUUGGAAGGGACUAACAGAACUAUCUAAUAAGAAUGGGGAACACUGUGCCGACUCGUCACCAACUCAAGCAUGGUCAGCAGGAUGUCUGCUUGAUGUUUAUUACGAUGCUUCGAAGCUCUCCUAGAAUAUUAUGCUGCUCUUUAUGGAGAGAUGAACGUGGACGAUGAUAAAUAUACAUAUUUCCGAGAACCGGACCGCAUAUAUAGCAUCACUACUUAAUACAUAUCACUUCCAUUAUAGCAUCUAUCAAUGUCAAUAUAAUCCAUAGUAUGAACCGAAAAUGAACUGUAUUUCUUUACC
This is a messenger RNA of Aspergillus wentii DTO 134E9, 5053 nucleotides long. Its product is annotated as putative glycogen debranching enzyme Gdb1. Gene Ontology annotation, biological process: glycogen biosynthetic process; glycogen catabolic process. Bases 273 to 4877 code for a protein of 1534 amino acids. The record is from RefSeq and is a predicted model, not a curated record. The transcript has 3 exons. Gene Ontology annotation, molecular function: amylo-alpha-1,6-glucosidase activity; 4-alpha-glucanotransferase activity. Lineage: Eukaryota; Fungi; Ascomycota; Eurotiomycetes; Eurotiales; Aspergillaceae.